This is a messenger RNA of Aspergillus saccharolyticus JOP 1030-1, 1023 nucleotides long. Its product is annotated as short chain dehydrogenase/reductase SDR. The record is from RefSeq and is a predicted model, not a curated record. Bases 13 to 1023 code for a protein of 336 amino acids. The transcript is spliced from 2 exons. NCBI's taxonomy places the organism in Eukaryota, Fungi, Ascomycota, Eurotiomycetes, Eurotiales, Aspergillaceae. Gene Ontology annotation, cellular component: endoplasmic reticulum membrane; lipid droplet; mitochondrial outer membrane. Gene Ontology annotation, molecular function: 3-beta-hydroxysteroid 3-dehydrogenase (NADP+) activity.
UAACUACUUAUCAUGGAAGGAACAGUGGUCCUCACCGGUGCCAAUGGCUCUCUAGCACUGGGCUUUGUUCAGUCUUUCUUAGAAACCCAUCCUCAGAUGACACUGAUUGCCACUGUGCGAAAUCCGGACCCAGACGAAGAUCCCAACACCUUCAGGCUUCUUGCGCUAUGUGCAAAUUACCCGGAAGCAAAGGUCCACCUGGAAAUGCUCGACCUCGGCAACCUGGCCAACGUGCGAUCUUUCGCAGACAAGCUUUCCCACGGUAUCUCUGCGGCGGAGCUUCCUCGAAUCUCAGCCAUUGUCUGUAAUGCCGCCAGUCUUUCAUUUGAGGGAGGCCAGAAGUUCACCUCCGAUGGGCAUGAAGCCACCUUCCAGGUCUGCCACCUCGCGCACUAUCUAUUGAUUCUGAAACUGCUUGGAAGCAUGGACCGCAAUUCCGGCCGCAUCGUCAUGCUCGGCUCCAUCACACACUAUCCGGAGAAACUGAAUCCAUUGUGCUCGCUUCGGCCCCAGUUUCCUGUGGAUCUGGAGGAGCUGAUCAAGCCGGGUCCGGAUCCUCCCACACUUGGUCAUGACAGAGGGUUUCAGCGAUAUGCCACAGCCAAACUGGCAAAUGUCACUCUAGCUGAUGAUCUCAACAAGAGGUUGCAAGAAGAUGACAGGCUAUCGAGGAUCACUGUGAUCGCAAUGGAUCCCGGCGGUCUGCCAAGUUCACGUGCUCAGGCUCAGCAGAAAAGGUCCACGCGGCGGAUCUUCUCGAUAAUCAACUUUCUCAUGCCGGUUCUUAAGCAUGUCAUCACGAUGUUUCGGACUGCUGAAGAUGCCGGCCGCGAUUUGGCUGUCGUGAGCGUCGAUGCGUCUUUCCGGGGGACGAGGGGCUAUUUUGUCGGUCAGACGGAAGAUGUUCCUGCAACUGUCAGUACAGACCCAGGUGUGCAGGAGAAGCUCUGGAAUGCAUGCUGGGGGUGGUGUGGGCUUACAGCGGAAGAUACUGUGCUUCGAAACGCUGCUCCAAGGGACUGA